AUGUCGAUUGUUUAUUAUUAUGACAAAAAUGAUACCCAGCAUCACACACCUUUGAAAAGUCAGAUGGAUUGCAAUUAUAAUGGAUAUGUUUCAGGUUUUCCAAAUUCUCUUGUGACACUCAACACUUGUUCAGGACUCAGGGGAACAGUGCAGUUUAAAAAUAUCUCAUAUGGAAUUGAACCAGCUGAGGCUGUAUCAGGAUUUGCACAUAUGAUUUAUGAAGAGAAAACUGACCCCAGUGUUAUUCAUCUGGUGGAAAAUGACACUCAUGGUUGGCUUUAUGCUUCAUGGAAUGAAGUCAGAAAAUAUCCAGAAAGAACUGACUUUUCCAAGCUAUUGCAUCGAAAUAUCGAAAUAUACAUUGUUGUGGAAGAAAAUCUGUUUAAUUACAUGGGCUCUGACACAAAAACUGUAACACAGAGGAUUAUUCAGAUAAUUGGCCUUGCUAACUCUAUGCUUACCCCAUUAAAAUUGACUCUUGUAAUAACUGCCAUUGAAAUCUGGUCAAAUAAAAACAGAAUUCCUACAACAGAAGAACCUUAUCUUACAUUAUAUCGGUUUUUAGAGUGGAAAAGGAAACAUCUUGAAUUUCGAUCACAUAAUUUUGCAUUCUUAUUCAGCUUCAAGAAACAGCCUAUGCUUCUAGGAGCCUCACUUCCAGAAAAAAUAUGUAAUAAGGAUUUUGCAGCAGGAGUUGCUGUGUAUCCAGAAGGUUUCUCAUUGGAGUCAUAUACUGUCAUUAUUGUGCAACUGCUUGGCCUUAGUUUGGGAUUAAAUUAUGACAGUGUGGACAGCUGCUAUUGUUCAGGAGAUGUUUGCACAAUGAUGCCAACAGCAAUAUUCUCCAAGGGUAUAAAGGAUUUUAGCACCUGUAGUUUGGAUGACUUUAAAUAUAUCUCUUCACAAUCUGGCCUUCACUGUCUUCAGAGUGAUCCUUUUGAAAUGCCAGUUUAUAAGCAAGACAGACCAAGGAAAAUAUGUGGCAAUAGUAUAAUGGAACUUGAUGAACAGUGUGAUUGUGGCAAUAUAAAGAAUUGUACACAUAAAAAAUGCUGUGAUCCUACAACUUGUACAUUGAAAUCCGGUAAAGAAUGUGGCUCUGGAGUCUGCUGUACAAAAGACUGUAAGGUAAAACCAAUGGGUGUAAAAUGUAGGGACCCUAUUGAUAAACAAUGUGAUUUCCCUGAAUUCUGCAAUGGGCGGCUCCCAAACUGUGUGCCUGAUACUCAUGUGCGCAAUGGAGAAUACUGUGAUGGCGGUGAUUCCUUCUGUCAUGGUGGACUUUGCAGAUCCACCACAAGGCAGUGUAAAGCGUUAAUUGGAGGCGAUUCUAGAGGUGCUCCAUUUACAUGUUUUGAUGAGAUAAAUGCCAGAGGAGACAAAUUUGGAAACUGUGGCAACGGUCCUUGCCAAUUUUCAGAUUUGCUGUGUGGAAAAUUAAUUUGUGCAUGGCCACACAAGAGAAUGAUUUCACGUGUAAAUUUAUCUGUGAUUUACUCACAUGUUCAAGAUGACAUAUGUGUAUCAACAUAUCUACCCAUCAAGCCACCUGAAAACCUUCCUUGGUCGACAUCUCCAUACACUUCAGCUGAUAGUAGAGAUGAAACGUUUGUACAAGAUGGAACCAUCUGUGGUCCUGAUAUGUUUUGUUUCAGGUUUUCUUGUCGGUUAGCUGAAUUUCGGAAGAAUCGAACACUCUGCGAUACGUCGUCACAUUGCAAUGGCCAUGGGAUUUGCAACAAUUUUGAACACUGCCAUUGUGAAAAGGGAUAUACUCCUCCUCACUGCAAACCAAAGACAGGAGAGUUUGGAAGUACUGACGAUGGUCACUUCAGUGAAGAUGCACGAAGUUAUAUGGUUGGGAAGCAUGCCACUUUUGAGAAAAAACAGUUGCAUCUCAUUUUGUAUAUCACCCUACCUGCGCUUAUCAUUAUUGGGGCUGUCUUAAUGAAACAGGAUAAAAUAAGAGAGCUGUGCUACAGAGGAGAAACGGAAAGUGACAGGCAAGUUGAAAGUGAAAGAAAUUCGGUUGCAUCAGGAAUAACUAAAACUAUAGGAAAGCCACACAGCUACCAUCAGCAUCAGUGUAGGAGGAGGGACAGCUACUGA
Lepus europaeus (European hare) is the source of this 2109-nucleotide messenger RNA. Its product is annotated as disintegrin and metalloproteinase domain-containing protein 5-like. The record is from RefSeq and is a predicted model, not a curated record. Gene Ontology annotation, molecular function: metalloendopeptidase activity. The transcript is spliced from 17 exons. NCBI's taxonomy places the organism in Eukaryota, Metazoa, Chordata, Mammalia, Lagomorpha, Leporidae. Gene Ontology annotation, cellular component: plasma membrane. Bases 1 to 2109 code for a protein of 702 amino acids. Gene Ontology annotation, biological process: cell adhesion; binding of sperm to zona pellucida; proteolysis.